AUGGCUGUGCAGCUACCCUACGGUGUUGGCUGGAUAAUUGGUAACUUUAUGAUCGUCGAGCUGGCCGGCGGCGACAAUGAAGGUAGAGUUUACGGUCUUAUCACAAUGGUCGCCAACUUGUCGUCUCCAUUCGCACAAGCGUUAACGCUUGUGAUCAAUCAGCCUCUUAACUUGACUACAGCUCGUAUCCAAGCCGAUGACAUCUCCAUCCGUACAGACCUCAUCUAUGCGGUGCUGACCAGACCAUAUUUUCGUGGGCUUUCCUAG
Molecule: messenger RNA, 267 nt
Organism: Phytophthora nicotianae INRA-310
Lineage: Eukaryota; Oomycota; Peronosporomycetes; Peronosporales; Peronosporaceae
Exons: 1
Coding region: 1-267 (88 amino acids)
Source: RefSeq, a predicted model, not a curated record